Molecule: messenger RNA, 4032 nt
Organism: Nematostella vectensis (starlet sea anemone)
Lineage: Eukaryota; Metazoa; Cnidaria; Anthozoa; Actiniaria; Edwardsiidae
Product: polyhomeotic-like protein 1
Exons: 5
Coding region: 2417-3172 (251 amino acids)
Cellular component (GO): PRC1 complex
Molecular function (GO): protein binding
Source: RefSeq, a predicted model, not a curated record
AGAAUGGGGGCAUUGAUAUGGAUAUGGAGGGAGAAGGUAUGUCAUGAGUAGAAUGGGGACAUUGAAAUGGAUAUGGAGGGAGAAGGUAUGUCAUGAGUAGAAUGGGGACAUUGAUAUGGAUAUGAAGAGAGAAGGUAUGUCAUGAGUAGAAUGGGGACAUUUAUAUGGAUAUGGAGGGAGAAGGUAUGUCAUGAGUAAAAUGGGGACAUUGAUGUGGAUAUGGAGGGAGAUGGUAUGUCAUAAGUAGAAUGGGGACAUUGAUAUGGAUAUGGAGGGAGAAGGUAUGUCAUAAGUAGAAUGGGGACAUUGAUAUGGAUAUGGAGGGAGAAGGUAUGUCAUGAGUAGAAUAGGGACAUUGAUAUGGAUAUGGAGGGAGAAGGUAUGUCAUAAGUAGAAUGGGGACAUUGAAAUGGAUAUGAAGGGAGAAGGUAUGUUAUGAGUAGAAUGGGGACAUUGAAAUGGAUACAUUUCAAUAAGUAGAAUAGGGACAUUGAUAUCGAUGCAGAGGGAGAAGGUAUGUCAUGGAUAGAAUGGGGGCAUUGAUAUGGAUAUGGAGGGAGAAUGUAUGUCAUGAGUAGAAUGGGGACAUUGAUAUGGAUAUGGGGGGAGAAGGUAUGUCAUGAGUAGAAUGGGGACAUUGAUAUGGAUAUGGUGGGAAAAGGUAUGUCAUGAAUAGAAUGGGGACAUUGAAAUGGAUAUGGAGGAAGAAAGUAUGUCAUAACCAGAAUGGGGACAUUGAUAUGGAUAUUGAGGGAGAAGGUAUGUCAUAAGUAGAAUGGGGACAUUGGUAUGGAUAUGGAAGGAGAAGGUAUGUCAUGGAUAGAAUGGGGGCAUUGAUAUGGAUAUGGAGGGAUAAUGUAUGUCAUGAGUAGAAUGGGGACAUUGAUAUGGAUAUGGAGGGAGAAGGUAUGUCACGAGUAGAAUAGGGACAUUGAUAUGGAUAUGGAGGGAGAAGGUAUGUCAUGAAUAGAAUGGGGACAUUGAAAUGGAUAUGGAGGAAGAAAGUAUGUCAUGACCAGAAUGGGGACAUUGAUAUGGAUAUUGAGGGAGAAGGUAUGUCAUAAGUAGAAUGGGAACAUUGGUAUGGAUAUGGAAGGAGAAGGUAUGUCAUGGGUAGAAUGGGGACAUUGAUAUGGAUGGAGGGAGAUGGUAUAUCAUGAGUAGAAUAGGGACAUUGAUAUCGAUACGGAGGGAGAAGGUAUGUCAUAAGUAGAAUGGGGACAUUGGUAUGGAUAUGGAAGGAGAAGGUAUGUCAUGGAUAGAAUGGGGGCAUUGAUAUGGAUAUGGAGGGAUAAUGUAUGUCAUGAGUAGAAUGGGGACAUUGAUAUGGAUAUGGAGGGAGAUGGUAUACCAUGAGUAGAAUGGGGACAUUGAUAUGGAUAUGGAGGGAGAAGGUAUGUCAUGAGUAGAAUGGGGACAUUGAUAUGGAUAUGGAAGGAGAAGGUAUGUCAUGAGUAGAAUGGGGACAUUGAUAUGGAUAUGGAGGGAGAUGGUAUACCAUGAGUAGAAUGGGGACAUUGAUAUGGAUAUGGAGGGAGAAGGUAUGUCAUGAGUAGAAUGGGGACAUUGGUAUGGAUAUGGAAGGAGAAGGUAUGUCAUGGGUAGAAUGGGGGCAUUGAUAUGGAUAUGGAUGGAGAAGGUAUGUCAUGAGUAGAAUGGGGACAUUGAAAUGGAUAUGGUGGAAGAAAGUAUGUCAUGACCAGAAUGGGGACAUUGAUAUGGAUAUUGAGGGAGAAGGUAUGUAAUAAGUAGAAUAGGGACAUUGAUAUCGAUGCGGAGGGAGAAGGUAUGUCAUGGAUAGAAUGGGGGCAUUGAUAUGGAUAUGGAGGGAGAAUGUAUGUCAUGAGUAGAAUGGGGACAUUGAUAUGGAUAUGGGGGGAGAAGGUAUGUCAUGAGUAGAAUGGGGACAUUGAUAUGGAUAUGGUGGGAAAAGGUAUGUCAUGAAUAGAAUGGGGACAUUGAAAUGGAUAUGGAGGAAGAAAGUAUGGGGACAUUGAUAUGGAUAUGAAGGCAGAAGGUAUGUCAUGAGUAGAAUGGGGACAUUGAUAUGGAUAUGGAGGGAGAAGGUAUGUCAUGAGUAGAAUGGGGACAUUGAUAUGGAUAUGGAGGGAGAUGGUAUGUCAUGAGUAGAAUGAGGGCAUUGAUAUGGAUAUGGAUGGAGAAGGUAUGUCAUGAGUAGAAUGGGGACAUUGAUAUGGAUAUGGAGGAAGAAGGUAUGUCAUGAGUAGAAUGGGGACAUUGAUAUGGAUAUGAAGAAAGAAGGUAUGUCAUGAGUAGAAUAGGGACAUUGAUAUGGAUAUGGAGGGAGAUGGUAUGUCAUGACCAGAAUGAGGACAUUGGUAUGGAUAUGGAGGAAGAAGGUAUGUCAUGAGUAGAAUGGGGACAUUGAUAUGGAUAUGAAGAGAGAAGGUAUGUCAUGAGUAGAAUAGGAACAUUGAUAUGGAUAUUGAGGGAGAAGGUAUGUCAUGACCAGAAUGGGGACAUUGAAAUGGAUAUGGAGGGAGAAGAAAGCCCUCUGAGUAAUGAUGAAAGCUUUGAUAAUGUCUUCCUGGAAACCUCCUCUGUACCUGGACAUUGUGAGCAGUGUGGUUGUGCCACAGAGGUGCACCAUCAGCGAGGACCAAGGCGGUUCUGCUCCACAUCUUGCGCUCGUCGAUACAGUGUAAGCUGCUCCCGCAAAAUGUUGGCCUACCGUGCAAGGAUGAAAAAUGCAAGAAACAGGCACCACAUAAGCAACCGGUCCGCUACUGGGACCUCAUCACAUCGCAAGAAUGUGCAAACAUCUCCACAACCACCAACUCAGGUAUAUGAGCCUUCAUAUGGUAUUCCAUCUGUCGCUAACGCUUGUGUACAGGUCAACGAAUUUGAUCACAUGUCCACGUGCUAUGACUGGAGUCGUAACGAGGUUGAGCCGCUGUGGUUAUACGAACACGUGGAGGCCGCCAAGUGGAGUAUCGACCAAGUUGCCGAUUUCAUACGGUCGCUGCAAGGUUGCUCGGAGCACGCGGAUAGCUUCAUCGCGGAGGAGAUAGACGGUCAGGCGUUGAUGCUGCUGCGAGAGGAACACAUGGUAGUCGCCAUGAAGAUGAAGCUGGGCCCCGCCCUCAAGAUUGUCGCCAAAGUCGACACAAUGAAACGCGAGGCAAUGCUACGCGAACACGGGACCGACUGAACCGGGAUCAAGGACUCGGGAUCAACACACAUUAAGCACACCAUGAACACGGGACCGACUGAACCGGGAUCAAGGACUCGGGAUCAACACAGAUUAGGCACACCAUGAACACGGGACCGACUGAACCGGAAUCAAGGACUCGGGAUCAACACAGAAUAGGCACACCAUGAACACGGGACCGACUGAACCGGGAUCAAGGACUCGGGAUCAACACAGAAUAGCACACCAUGAACACGGGACCGACUGAACCGGGAUCAAGGACUCGGGAUCAACACAGAAUAGGCACACCAUGAACACGGGACCGACUGAACCGGGAUCAAGGACUCGGGAUCAACACAGAUUAAACACACCAUGAACACGGGACCGACUGAACCGGGAUCAAGGACUCGGGAUCAACACAGAUUAGGUUCACAGAUAUUGUAUAUACGUACCUUAUAGGCCUCGACAUCGAUAGUACCAAUGCAAUGUACACUUAACUCGUUCUUUGUUGUAUAGGACAAGUUAGUUGAUUUUGCAACAUGCGACGACACACAAACUAAAAAAUGAUAUAACCCCGAUCCCCAGGCUUUAGAAAUAUUUAACGCUGAGUUCAGCCAAAGUGUUAGCUCGAUAUUUCUAGCAUUUACCAAAUGAAAAGCAAUUAAAUUUAAUAUCCCAAAGUUACGUAUUCAAAAUAAUUUUCAAAUGUGAUGUUUUGGUAGUGCAAAAAAGAAAAAAAAAGUGUUGUACAGUGCGCCUUUGUGACGAUGUGUAUACGACAUAUUUAUAAGAAAGCAUACUUUUCCUGAAGUCUAGGUAUGAAUAAUAGGUCUUACCAAAAGGAAUGCCCUUCUGGUUAUUAUAAACAUGUUCAUAUAUUA